GAAGUGGCACGGGAACGCCGGCAAAAAAAAAAGGACCUUUACAAGAAGGCGGCAGCUGUGGCGGAAAGGGCAGGAGUAGGCGAAGCGGAGGAGAAGCCGGAGCUUUAUUGAGGUAUAUAAUUGAUAUAUUUAAAAACCUGCCCAUUUAAUAUAUAUGACUUGAUGAAUUUGGAUAUAUGCCUGCAACCAUCACCAUAAUCAAGGACUUAGCUCAGCAAGCAAAAGAAAAACUGAACAAAGGAGAGGAAUCCAACAAAGAUAACUUUGGAAGCACUGAAUGCAGCAAAAUAAGAACAAUGGACCUCAAGUUCAACAACUCCAGGAAAUAUAUUUCUAUAACUGUCCCAUCCAAAACCCAAACAAUGUCACCACACAUCAAGUCAAUAGAUGACAUUAUAGUACUUGGCAUAAAUCUCAGCAGAUUUAACAAACUUACUCAAUUUUUCAUAUGUGUUGCUGGAGUUUUUGUAUUUUACCUCAUUUAUGGAUAUUUACAGGAAUUAAUAUUUUCAGUGGAGGGUUUUAAGUCCUAUGGCUGGUACCUUACUUUAGUACAAUUUGCAUUUUACUCCAUAUUUGGCCUAAUAGAACUUCAGCUUAUUCAGGACAAAAGGAGAAGAAUACCAGGAAAAACCUACAUGGUAAUCGCUUUUCUAACUGUGGGUACUAUGGGGUUAUCAAACACUUCCUUGGGCUACCUGAAUUAUCCUACCCAAGUCAUCUUCAAGUGCUGCAAGUUGAUUCCUGUGAUGCUGGGAGGAGUUUUUAUUCAAGGCAAGCGUUAUAAUGUUGCAGAUGUGUCUGCCGCAGUGUGUAUGAGCCUUGGUCUGAUAUGGUUUACCCUCGCUGACAGCACAAUUGCACCCAAUUUCAACCUGACAGAGGUUCUUUUUCUCCUGUGCCUUCUUGAAGGUGUGAUCCUUAUUUCCCUGGCACUGUGUGCAGAUGCUGUCAUUGGAAAUGUGCAGGAGAAGGCUAUGAAACUGCACAACGCUUCUAAUUCGGAAAUGGUAUUGUAUUCGUAUUCAAUCGGGUUUGUGUACAUUUUAUUGGGAUUGACAUGCACUAGUGGAUUAGGUCCUGCAGUAACAUUUUGUUCAAAGAAUCUAAUUCGGACCUAUGGUUAUGCUUUUCUUUUUUCCCUCACUGGAUAUUUUGGAAUCUCCUUUGUUCUGGCUUUGAUUAAAAUUUUUGGUGCACUUCUUGCUGUAACAGUGACAACAGGAAGAAAAGCAAUGACCAUUGUACUUUCAUUUAUAUUCUUUGCUAAACCAUUCACAUUUCAGUACAUAUGGUCUGGUUUGUUAGUUGUCCUUGGAAUAUUUCUCAAUGUUUACAGCAAAAAUAUGGAUAAAAUGAGACUACCAUCACUAUAUGACCUGAUAAACAAAACAGUGGAAGUAAAAAAGUCAAGGACAUUGGCACAAACUGUAUAGACAGUGAUUCCUGCUGUUUAACAUGGAAUUCUAAGGGACCAGUCACCAAUUAAUUAACUUUCCAAAGGUAUUAUUAUAAACCAAAGGACCUGAUGGCAUGCUAUCCAUUCGCAACUGGAUUCCAUAUGAAGUCAACCCUUUUCUUCAGAGCCGCUUGUUUGACUGACUUCUGAAGCAAUCAAGAGAACAGCGUCUGUCACACCUUAGAAUAGCAUCAAUAUAAAGGACUGUAAUUAGCAGCUUAUUGAGAAUUUAACUAGAAGUGGACCAUGUUGUAAAAACUAAUUAGAUAUUGUUAUGACAUAUCAAAGAGAUUGAUAUGAAAUAGCGGAUUCUUUUGUCUUCAUUCCAUUUUGGUGGUGUUAUUUAAAUUGAUUCUCUGUUAUAAGAGUGAACUGAUGAUUUAA
Messenger RNA from Pteronotus mesoamericanus, 1843 nucleotides. It is a transcript of the gene SLC35B3, whose product is annotated as solute carrier family 35 member B3. The coding region runs from base 177 to 1436 and encodes 419 amino acids. Gene Ontology annotation, molecular function: 3'-phosphoadenosine 5'-phosphosulfate transmembrane transporter activity. Gene Ontology annotation, cellular component: Golgi membrane; endoplasmic reticulum membrane. The record is from RefSeq and is a predicted model, not a curated record. Gene Ontology annotation, biological process: transmembrane transport. NCBI's taxonomy places the organism in Eukaryota, Metazoa, Chordata, Mammalia, Chiroptera, Mormoopidae. The transcript is spliced from 11 exons.